UUUUUUUUUUCCGCCGAAGCUGAGCGGGUGCUGCUAGCGGAGGCGCCAUAUUGGAAGGGACAAACUCCGGCGACAGCGAGUGACACAAAUAAACCCCGGGACCCCCUCGUUCCCCCAGCUCUAAGGGCCGCGAUGUUGUACCUAGAGGACUAUCUGGAAAUGAUUGAGCAGCUUCCAAUGGACCUGCGGGACCGCUUCACAGAGAUGCGCGAGAUGGACCUGCAGGUGCAGAAUGCAAUGGAUCAACUAGAACAAAGAGUCAGUGAAUUCUUUAUGAAUGCAAAGAAAAAUAAACCGGAGUGGAGAGAAGAACAAAUGGCAUCCAUCAAAAAAGAUUACUAUAAAGCUUUGGAAGAUGCAGAUGAGAAGGUACAAUUGGCAAAUCAGAUAUAUGACUUGGUAGAUCGACACUUGAGAAAGCUGGAUCAGGAACUGGCUAAGUUUAAAAUGGAGCUGGAAGCUGAUAAUGCUGGAAUUACAGAAAUAUUAGAGAGGCGAUCUUUGGAAUUAGAUACUCCUUCACAGCCAGUGAACAAUCAUCAUGCUCAUUCACAUACUCCAGUGGAAAAAAGGAAAUAUAAUCCGACUUCUCACCAUGCAACAACAGAUCAUAUUCCUGAAAAGAAGUUUAAAUCUGAAGCUCUUCUAUCUACGCUUACAUCAGAUGCCUCUAAGGAAAAUACACUAGGGUGUCGAAACAAUAAUUCUACAGCCUCUUCCAACAAUGCUUACAAUGUGAAUUCCUCCCAACCUCUGGCAUCCUACAAUAUUGGCUCAUUAUCUUCAGGAACCGGUGCAGGGGCGAUUACCAUGGCUGCAGCUCAAGCAGUUCAAGCCACAGCUCAGAUGAAAGAGGGACGAAGAACAUCAAGUCUAAAAGCCAGUUAUGAAGCAUUUAAGAAUAAUGACUUUCAGCUGGGGAAAGAAUUUUCAAUGCCCAGAGAAACAGCUGGCUAUUCAUCAUCUUCAGCACUCAUGACUACAUUAACACAGAACACCAGUUCAUCGGCAGCUGACUCACGGAGUGGGAGAAAGAGCAAAAACAACAACAAAUCUUCAAGUCAGCAGUCCUCGUCUUCCUCCUCCUCCUCUUCCUUGUCGUCAUGUUCUUCUUCAUCAACCGUUGUACAAGAAAUCUCUCAACAAACAACGGUAGUACCAGAGUCUGAUUCAAACAGUCAAGUUGAUUGGACUUAUGACCCAAAUGAACCACGAUAUUGCAUUUGCAAUCAGGUAUCCUAUGGCGAGAUGGUGGGCUGUGAUAACCAAGAUUGCCCAAUAGAAUGGUUCCAUUAUGGAUGUGUUGGGUUGACAGAAGCACCAAAAGGAAAAUGGUACUGUCCACAGUGCACUGCUGCAAUGAAGAGAAGAGGCAGUCGGCACAAAUAAAGGUGGUCGUUCGUUUCAUUUGAGGAAGAAAAAACUUCAACUAAACAUUUUAUAUAGGACUU
This is a messenger RNA of Enhydra lutris kenyoni (northern sea otter), 1451 nucleotides long. RefSeq names its product inhibitor of growth family member 3. Gene Ontology annotation, cellular component: NuA4 histone acetyltransferase complex. The transcript has 12 exons. The record is from RefSeq and is a predicted model, not a curated record. NCBI's taxonomy places the organism in Eukaryota, Metazoa, Chordata, Mammalia, Carnivora, Mustelidae. The coding region runs from base 133 to 1389 and encodes 418 amino acids. Gene Ontology annotation, biological process: regulation of DNA-templated transcription.